Molecule: messenger RNA, 1834 nt
Organism: Gorilla gorilla gorilla (western lowland gorilla)
Lineage: Eukaryota; Metazoa; Chordata; Mammalia; Primates; Hominidae
Gene: NEUROG2
Product: neurogenin 2
Exons: 1
Coding region: 1-819 (272 amino acids)
Biological process (GO): forebrain development; axon development; positive regulation of transcription by RNA polymerase II
Cellular component (GO): nucleus
Molecular function (GO): protein dimerization activity; DNA-binding transcription factor activity, RNA polymerase II-specific; E-box binding
Source: RefSeq, a predicted model, not a curated record
AUGUUCGUCAAAUCCGAGACCUUGGAGUUGAAGGAGGAAGAGGACGUGUUAGUGCUGCUCGGAUCGGCCUCCCCAGCCUUGGCGGCCCUGACCCCGCUGUCAUCCAGCGCCGACGAAGAAGAGGAGGAGGAGCCGGGCGCGUCAGGCGGGGCGCGUCUGCAGCGCGGGGCUGAGGCCGGGCAGGGGGCGCGGGGCGGCGUGGCUGCGGGUGCGGAGGGCUGCCGGCCCUCACGGCUGCUGGGUCUGGUACACGAUUGCAAACGGCGCCCUUCCCGGGCGCGGGCCGUCUCCCGAGGCGCCAAGACGGCCGAGACGGUGCAGCGCAUCAAGAAGACCCGUAGACUGAAGGCCAACAACCGCGAGCGAAACCGCAUGCACAACCUCAACGCGGCACUGGACGCGCUGCGCGAGGUGCUCCCCACGUUCCCCGAGGACGCCAAGCUCACCAAGAUCGAGACCCUGCGCUUCGCCCACAACUACAUCUGGGCGCUCACCGAGACCCUGCGCCUGGCGGAUCACUGCGGGGGCGGCGGCGGGGGCCUGCCGGGGGCGCUCUUCUCCGAGGCAGUGUUGCUGAGCCCGGGAGGCGCCAGCGCCGCCCUGAGCAGCAGCGGAGACAGCCCCUCGCCCGCCUCCACGUGGAGUUGCACCAACAGCCCCGCGCCGUCCUCCUCCGUGUCCUCCAACUCCACCUCCCCCUACAGCUGCACUUUAUCGCCCGCCAGCCCGGCCGGGUCAGACAUGGACUAUUGGCAGCCCCCACCUCCCGACAAGCACCGCUAUGCACCUCACCUCCCCAUAGCCAGGGAUUGUAUCUAGAGCUGCCAUUUCUGCUACCCACGCCAGGCCUUAGUGGGUUCCCUUUCCUGUCCCCAGUCGAGCCCUCCUCCCUUCCCUUGCCCCUCCUUUCCACGCCCUGGAAACCAUCUCACUUCACAGGGCAGGUGUAGCCUUUCUGAUUCCUCGGUUGUUUCUUGCAUUUCUGGGCUUUGGGUAUCCUUCAUUCAGACAGGCUCUGAUUUAUUGAAGGUGUGAUGGAGCUUAUUGUCAAAGCCAAGGGUGGCGUUUUGGGGGCGCUUCUUGAGAAGAAAAAGACCCUGGGAAGAGAUGAUGGUGGCAUAUCUAAAGAGUUUGCAGAGCGGACUGACGCUCCUCCCCUUUCUCUUUAACGCCGAAGGACUUGGUGCAGUUCGUGUGAAUCUCACAGGGGGAAUGCAACUGGUUCCUGUGAUCUCUUCACCUUUGCUUCUACAUAGAGAUGUUAAUGUCGAGUAGAAAGAAAUGUAUCUUAGCAUCUGAAUGAUUUUGCUGGUAAUAAUAUUAUCCACAGAUUUGCAAUGGCUGGCAUCUGCUUUAUUCCCAUUGCUGUCUGCAGGCUGUGGGAAUUUCACCUGUCAAACCAAACUUCCCUCUCUGAUGUGCACUUUGUUCUGUUUCCCAGAUUCGUCACAAUGCCUAUUGUCCUGUCCUUCUCUUUCCUUUUUCUUCCCCAUUUUGCCAUCUGUCUCUUAUGAUUUAUAAGGGGGAAAAAACUUGUUUUGUUAGAGGGGCAGGUUAGAAGUCAUUGUAUAAUUUGUAGGCUUUGUAAUGAUUGAAUGCAAGCGUGGAAAUUUAGGCUGAACUCUCUAUCAAAAGGAAAAAUGUGGAGGAAAAGGGAAAAAUCAGGAGGGAGGAUUGCUUCAUGCAUUAUUUAUCUCGACCUUUUAGGGGAGAAGGAACUCCCCCAUUCUUUCAAGAGAUUAAAAAUAAAUCAACAGUCUGAAAACCUAAGCAGACACGGAGCAUUAUCCGGAUCAGCCACACACGUGUUCCCUUCUAUUUAUUAUAAAGAAAU